AUCUGAACUAAAAACAAACGAAACGCAGCUUGGAAUGAUAUUUUGAAUUUUGAAGGUAACAUCAAAAGCUUUCCAGGGGACUGUCGAAAGGAGAAAUAUUUAUAAAUAGCAAUAAGGAAGGAAAGAAGGAAAUAAGAACGGGGAAAGGGUCUCUCACUUGGAAGUGCAAAAGCAUAUUUCUCGGAUUCCCUUCGACAAAACCAUCAAAAUCCUCAGGUUGAGAAAAUGGUUUAUGGAUGGAGAAAGACGUUUAACACAUCAAAAACGAUGCCGGAAAACAGAGAACCAGACAACCACGCCAUUGCAACAAUUCCCUCUCGUCCCCUCCGUUGCCGAACUUCACUCUCCAAUUCACCCCUUUCCAACAGCCCCAGACAACAAUGCAACAAUGCCAGAACUCCCUCUCCCAACAAACGCAAGAGCCCCACGUCGUUUCCCUCUUCCCCCAACUCACCCUCAACCUUCUCUCUUCUCAAAGCCACCCUACGCCUAUCCAAAAACCUAUGUGGAAUCUGCACUCAGAGUGGGAAAACCGGAGAAGGAAAAGCAAUAUUCACAGCGGAAUGCUCUCACAUCUUUCACUUCCCAUGCAUAGCAGCUCACGUGAAAAAGCAGCAAAUGCUAACGUGCCCUGUCUGCCGCACCACCUGGAAAGAACUGCAAAACGUCGACGAAAACAGAGCACAGCACGUCAAAACGACCAAUUCGUUGAAGCCCCACAUUUACAACGACGACGAGCCACUCAUGUCACCCACGUCCAUCUCCCGUUUCAACCCCAUACCCGAAUCCGUUGAAAACGAAGAAGAAGAAGGUGAUGAUGAACUAAACGGAGAACAAACGGGAUUCAAUCUCUCGUCAUCGCUCAAAACCAGAAACAUCGACGCCUGCUUCUCUCCAGAGGCUGCUAUUGUAGCGUCCAAUCGGAGCGCUGAGACAUACGUUGCGGUGUUAAAAGUGAAGGCUCCGCCGCGUAAUGCGGCGGUUAAUCGGCCACCGGUGGACCUCGUAACGGUACUCGACGUCGGCGUGACCGCCUCCGGCGAAGAGCUUCGGAUGCUGAAACAUUCGAUGCAAGCUGUGAUCUCCUCGCUCGGCUCUGCCGACCGUCUCUCCGUCGUUGCAUUUUCCGGCGGUUCUAAGCGGUUGUUUCCGCUGCGAAGGAUGACCGGCCGCGGCCAGACGGCGGCGCGGCGUGUUGUUGACGCCUUGGCAGCGAUUGAACUUCGCCGCGACGCAACACCGGCGAAAAACGAUGCCCUGAAGAAAGCUGCGAAGGUUCUGGAAGAUCGACGGCAGAAGAACCCCGUCGCAAAAAUCAUUCUCCUCACAAACGGUCACGAGGAUCAUAGACUCUCCUCCUCGCGCUUCCCGGUUCAUUCUCUGAGAUACUAUCGUGAUGGCGCGUGUGGCCACGUGCAGCAAGACAGCGAAUUCUCAAACCGCGUGGAGAGUUUGUUGAGCGUGGUUGCGCAAGACCUCAGGCUCGAAUUAAAACCAGCGUCGCGCUCGGCCACGGCGGAGAUCAUCGCCGUGUAUUCUUUGGCUAAGUGUUUUACCGCCGCUCUAUCGCCGGAUUCCGCCGUGAUGGGCGAUAUGUAUGCGGCGGAGGAGAGGGAGUUAAUGGUGGAGUUGAAAGUGCCAGCUGGAACAGCGUCGCGUGGGUCCCACCAUCAUUUUAUUUCCGUACGGUCUUCUCAUCGUGAUCCCUUCACUCAAGAGCUUGUGCAUUCCAAGGAGCGUGAGUUCGUGUUUCCCCGACCCCACACGGUUCGAUCGUCUAACCCUAUGAUUGAACGGUUGAGGUGCCUCCACGUCAGUGCUCGAGCCGUAGCCGAGUCGAGACGGUUGGUGGCUCGCAACGACGUGUCUGGAGCUCUUCACUUGGUCGCCUCGGCUCGAGCUUCGAUGAUGCAGUCGAGCCAGGAACACGGUGGUGAUUGCUUGCGCUGGCUUGAAGCGGAACAAGCCGAGCUUCGAUGCCAAAAGCCGAUGAGGAGUAAUAAUUCCGUGGAGGAAAAGGUUGAGCCCCUUACCCCGAUGUCGGCUUGGAGAGUAGCCGAGAGGUUGGCUAAAGUGGCUAUCAUGAGAAAGUCUAUGAACAGAGUCAGUGAUUUACAUGGAUUCGAGGAUGCCAGAUUUUGAAUUUUUUAUUAUUGUUUUUUUUCCUUUUUGUAGUUUGUACUUUGUAGAGGGAGAAAAUAAAAUAUUAAUAAAAAUGCGUUUUUGUUGUC
Abrus precatorius (Indian licorice) is the source of this 2231-nucleotide messenger RNA. Its product is annotated as probable E3 ubiquitin-protein ligase EDA40. The record is from RefSeq and is a predicted model, not a curated record. Bases 226 to 2142 code for a protein of 638 amino acids. The transcript is spliced from 2 exons. Lineage: Eukaryota; Viridiplantae; Streptophyta; Magnoliopsida; Fabales; Fabaceae.